GUUUUGUUUUACGGAAAAUAACGGGUAAUUUCCUAUUGCAGAUGAGUUUGCUGAUGUUGGCUGUAAGUCAGGCUGCUGCCGUUGUAUGUAACGAACCCAGUGUGGAGGAUCUCACUCAACUUAAGAGUACUCUACCCGAGUACCUUUACAUCAAUAGUCAGACGAUGUAUGGAGAACCUAUAUCCAACAAUGAUCGCUGUCCGUCACGUAGUUAUCUGAUACAACAAGGAGCACUUAACACCGUAUGUCCGUCCUAUGACUACAUUGAGUCCGACCUUGACCGUAUCCCAGUGAAUAUUUCUCACACCAGGUGUCUCUGUAGGCAUUGCCUUAUUGGACGUAAUCACAGGUGCCACGUUAUCCGUCGGCAACUUCCGGUUCUUAAAAAGACAGGAGAGUGCCGAAAUGGGGAAUAUGUGUACAAUGUCGAAAUGGAACAGGUUGCCGUUGGCUGUACUUGUUUACCUCGGUAAAUGCAUAGAUAAUGGAUUCAACUAAAUUAUUCACAUAUAUUUUGUUAGUGGUUUUUUUUUCGCAUAUACACUUGGUUAACUUGAAGCACUCCUGGAGGAUCUUAUUUGGUGUUUCUCUUUAAUAUCUGCAUACAAUAUUUGUAUGUACUCAUGUUAUUUAACUCGGUUGUUUAUAUAGUUUUACAUGAGAGAUAUUUUUAGUUUUUAUAAACCAUACCAGAAAUUAUUAUGUUCAUUGAUUCAUAAAUGUUAAUCAUACAAAGUGUCCCUUUGAACUUCAAUCAGCUUGAACAUAGAAUACAACAGAGUAACUAUCAAUGACAAUGUCAUCAUAUUUUAUGUAUCUAGGGAUAAAUAAUUUUAUUUAUUACAUAUACCUGUGUACACAGGUUUGUGCUAAUACUGGAGGAGAGCAUUGGUUAUACAAUGUUUUGAUUUAACGUGUCAAUGCCAUAUUCUUUUCCUAUUUGCUAAUUUUGUUUAUUUUAAUAUACAUAUUGUAUAUGAUUUAUGCGUUUAUUUCCUCCACGUGUCUUUCAAAUUGUUGUAAUUUUACAUAUAUUUGGUUAAAUAAAAAAAAAAGUGCUGCAUUUUUUAUAUUUAGUCAUUC
Pecten maximus is the source of this 1083-nucleotide messenger RNA. RefSeq names its product interleukin 17-like protein. The record is from RefSeq and is a predicted model, not a curated record. The coding region runs from base 42 to 473 and encodes 143 amino acids. The transcript is spliced from 2 exons. Lineage: Eukaryota; Metazoa; Mollusca; Bivalvia; Pectinida; Pectinidae. Gene Ontology annotation, molecular function: cytokine activity. Gene Ontology annotation, cellular component: extracellular region.